CUAACUUGCCUAUAGGUGGCAAUCAACCUAAGGGUCUCACUGGUGAGUCACAGCCUUACACAGAGGCUGUGCAUGGAAAAGGUCAUCAACAAGAUUGUUCUUCUGACAAUACAAUUGUCGCUGAACAAAUAUCUGAUUUCUCCACUGAUCAAGCCAAAUACGUGGCUACUGAUCAGAUGCAUGGGGGGCAAGAUGGAGCCCAUGUUCAUUCUGUUGAUCACCAAAAGGAAUUUCUUAAAAAUUCUAAUAGCCAAGCGGUGAUUAAAUAUGAUCUAGGCGACCUAAUUGUUGUUUUUGAGGCUCUUGAUCAUGAGAAUUCAAACCAACAAGUGGUCGUCUAUAAUGGCCAAUCUGUGGCUAAUUCUAUGCCAACAAAGAUACUUGGGGGGCAAGAUUACUCCUCCUACGAGCCAAAUUGCUUCCAAUUCUUCGACGAGAAGUAUCUUUGUUCUUUUCCUACAAGCUCUCACAGGAGGGAUUUUUACCCUACAAAUUUUGAUACAUCAGAGCUUGGAAUGAAGCAUAGAUGGCCUCCCCCGUGGUCUUCUAGAGCUUUGCCCUCGCAGGAAAGGCUGAGCUCAAGGGAAAUGUGAGAGCCACCACCGUGACCGCCACCUCCAUCGGAAGUAGUCUUCAUGUUACCAAAGAUGUCCUCACCAUGCAUUGGGAACAGAGGAAGGGUUUCAAUCUCCAUGUUCAUAGAUCCAUAACCACCAUAGUUCCCCUUCUGCCCGUUAAAAGCAAUCACACCAGCUGAAGAAGCAGAAGCAGAUGCAGAAGAUUCGAAGUUAAUAUACUGA
Rosa rugosa (rugosa rose) is the source of this 800-nucleotide messenger RNA. RefSeq lists its product as uncharacterized. NCBI's taxonomy places the organism in Eukaryota, Viridiplantae, Streptophyta, Magnoliopsida, Rosales, Rosaceae. The record is from RefSeq and is a predicted model, not a curated record. The transcript is spliced from 2 exons. Bases 177 to 593 code for a protein of 138 amino acids.